CGGAAAAGGUAGUGUUAGGUUGCUUGUCAAUUGUUUUGUAGAGUUAGGCUCAAUUUUUAUUUCAAUUUAGUUCUAUCGCUAUGGAAGGAGUUAUUUGAUGAUCAAGACAAGGAAGUGAUUUGGUGUGGACCACAAGGAUUGUUUAGGGCCUUGAACCUUUGAUGCCAAGCCCAGGCACGAACAGAAAGAAAGAAAGAAAGGUCAAGCACAAUAUUGAAACAGUUUAUUGCUCAGUGGGAUCAUUUUUGCAUGUGGGCGUGGGGCCACUUUUCAUCCGAUCAACGGGAGCUGCGAUCGAGAGAGAACACAAAUCGGAAAAUUAUUUUCAUCGCUGCCUGAUACAACGCGCCUCGUGUAAACAAAAUCGGUCCACGUCUAUCUCGAAGUUUUUCAGUUUUUCGUCCGAUAUAUUUUACCUUUCCAAAAUGACUCUGAACCCUCCUGCAGCGUCCUCUCCCGUCGGCGGCACUUCUACAUCUGGGGUCGUCGUGCCGGGUGUUGAGAGCACCGAAAAUAAUCCGAUCUUCACUGUGGAAACGCCGACGAAUGGCACCACGUCGGCCCAACAAGAACAAGACCUCUCGAACUACCGUCGGGUAAAUCUGUCGACGUGGAAACAGGGCGAGCUCCUGGGGCGCGGAGCCUCGGGGGAAGUGUACAAGGUGAUGUGUGCCGGGCACUUUUUUGCGGUGAAAAAAGUACCCCUUCGAGGGCUGCUGGGAAUCAAGAACCAACAGGACGAGCAUAAUUCUGUCGUCGUGACAGGGGACGAGCACCAGCUGCAACACGACGAAGGCGCGGGCGGGGGCGGAAUUGGAGCUGCGAAGGCUAUGGAAGCGUCAGGAUUGAAACCGUCAAAGUUGAAAUAGUGUGUGAUGCAUAAAAUGCAACCCACAGAGUGCCUGUCUUGCAGAGUACGCAAGGGAGGCAGAUUGUAAGCCUGUUGAGGGGUAAAAAUAGAGAUGCUCCAGUAGCAUGACAAAAGGCGUCGUCCUUACCCAAGGAGCAUUACAAACUGGACUUAGGCACCACCAAGAUUUGUCAUGCGCCACCUGAAAACUAGGCGCCUACUGGUAUCCGUUUUAUGCGUCACAAAUUAUUUCAACUCUGACGAUUUCGAUCCUGACACUCCCAUAAAAGACGCGAAAGAGAUAGAGCAGGAGCUGAAAAAUCUGAAAGAGGAGAUUGAACUGCUGAAAAAGCUGGACCAUAUCGUAUGUAAAAACGUCCGUCCAGCCCCAUAGCUGUAAAAUGCAAAUCUGCAUGCUGAGAAUGUUUCUCAUGCGGAGCCCCAUGAGAAGCAUUUCCUACUAAGUGUUGUUGAAUUUGUCAUGCUCCAAUCAGCAUGGUAUUAUAUUACUAGAUCUGUUAUGCCGCUCCACUACCUCAGACAGCACUACACUACGAGUCCAAAUUUUUCAUGCGAAACAGCUCAAGCCUGUGGAAGGAUGUGUCUAGCCGAAUUCCCAUGUUAACUCUGGCGGUUGGGGACGGUUUUACAAAGGAUAGACUACCCACGCGUGGUGCGGUACAUUGGCCUAUGAAUUGCAAAAAUGUCUGGGUCUGAAAGAAUGGAAGUUUGUCAUGCUUGUCUGACAUGAUUCGCAAGUCUGUCGUGCACAUUACCCAAAAGCUCCAUUUUUCUGUCAUGCAGAAGCUCACUUUGUCAUGCAGAAACACCAACACUGUUGUAGCACCCCCAAAACUUGUCAUGCUUGCCAGUCAAUUGAGGCGCCUUCGUCUUUCUCAACCAGCAUCACAAGUUUCCAGACCCAGACAUUUUUACAUUUGAAAUGGCUGUUUGCUGGACCGCGGAACGAAGGGGGCGGACCAGUUUUUGAACAUUUUUCUCGAGUACAUGCUAUGCAAUGCAAAAGCACCGUACUAGUAUAAAUUGCAUUGCAAAUUUUCUCAGCAUGAGAAAUAAAAUUUGCCAUGCUGAUUUACGUUAAGAAAAAAACUUGUAAUGCAAGGCUUGCAUUUUUACGAAUACGAUACUUUUGCAGUGCAUACAUGCCUUGCGGCUCCAUGUCGACCGUCCUGAAAAAAUUCGGGCCCUACAGCCUCCACCUCACACAAAAAUACGUCCGCCAGAUUCUAGAGGGCCUGGACUUUCUGCACAAGAAGGGUAUAGUGCACCGGGAUUUGAAGUUAUCCACAGUAAAUUUCCUGUACACGUACAAAUGCGGUCUCUGCAUGGCAAAGCUUGGCUUUGAUUCUAGUUUAGCAUGACAAGUUUCAUCACACUCCAAAUUGGGAAAAUUUGUGAUGCAUCUUGUACAUGUACGGGAAAUUUGUAUUGCAUAGAAGUGCGCAAACAUCCUCGUGGACCAGUGCGGGGACGCCAAGCUGGCCGACUUUGGAGCCUGCCGUAUCCUGAGUAAAAACAUCCCCACACCAGAGUCAAGAUGGGGACUUUGCAACACAAACCUAGAACUUUUGGGGGUCACGCAUCACAAGUUGCAGUCCGUAGUGUAGUGCAGGUUCGCAAGGCCAGCUGCAUCAGAAAUCCAUCUGCUUAACCUGUUUACAGCAUUACAAAUUCCAAAACACGACUAAAAAUGCAUCUCCUGGCGAUGCGCAUUACAAAUGUUUUUGUCAUUGCGAAUCUGCAUGACAGUGUGGGGACGUUUUUACUCAGGAUAUGCCGUCAACUGGCCUCCUUGCACGCGACCCUGAGUGGCGAAAUGAAGUCGAUCAAAGGUACGUAAUUAUCAGAAUUGUUGGUGCAUGAAGAAGAAGAUGGACCUAUCGUCACCAUGAGUAAAGCUUUUGAAAGCCCACUGCCCUUACCGGCCUCCCCUCCGCACCUUCCCAACGAUUUUGAUUACCAGCCGGAUUAUGUUCUUCAUUUUUGUGAUGUGUACUAGCGGUGCAACUACGUGGUCUCCCCCCAGUAGUAUGUACACCAAGCAUAUCAAGAUCGUCACGCACAUGUGGCCUUAGUGUUGUUCUCUGUUACAAAGUCAAAGCGAUAAAAGUUAAAUUUUGAAAUUAUGCGGAUUUUGGCAGUCAAUAAAAAUUUAUUUUUAAAAUUUCGCGGAUUUCAGCAACCAAUAAAAAUAAAUUUUUGAAAUUUCGCGGAUCAGGGGCGUUGGGCGACAAGCGCGAAUAUUGUUUAGAAAAGUGAAUUGCAACACAAUGAAAAUAAAAUUUUGAAAUUUCGCGGAUUUUGGGAGAGGGGCCAAAUCGAAACCAUGCGCAUCCAUUGGCGUGCGACCAGUGCACCGUUGUCGAGAAGAUUUGGCUGCUAAACAAAUGCAAAUGCUGCGACUGAAUGCAUUUACUUUUUAUCUUCAAUAAAAAUAAAAUUUUAUAGUUUCGCCAAAUCUCGUUCUCGACGACAAUGAUAAAAGGCAUAGAAUUCAAAAUUGCUGCGGUUUUAGGUUUAUUUCUCCUCGUGCGGAUUUAGCCUCUCCUCGCGGGGCUUAGUCGAAGUAAAAGGAAAAGCUAGUAAAUUUUAGGUGGAUGUGUGUGCGAAAGAGGCUCCCGGUGGGGUCGUGUUUCAUCGGAUAUCGUCGUAAUCUGAUGUUGUGGUAGUAUUUGUUUGGUUGAUUCGAAAAAAAGCAAAUCAGGUUCCGUAUGGCGACGUUCACAAGCGUGACUGACAUCGUUCGCUGUGAUAAGAACAUGUUGAACGAAGGAAUGAUUAUCGCAUUCCGUAAGAUCAAGAUGAAACAGGCUAAUUUUGCAGAAUUUUCUCAACAGACAACAGCAUUGAAACGACCUGUGCGAAAAUCGAUAGUAUUGCUUGCAAGAAGACUAAGACAGGCUCAGGCAAGGAGUUCUAGUUGCCCCCUAUCGCAGCUUUCGCAACUACAGUUUCUGGAUUUGCAUGACAAAAUCCUGUAACAGCGAUCAGUGUUGUAGUCAGUUUUACCGUGCCACACUCCGUGUAUUGGAUGGCACCGGAAACCGUUACCGGAAUUAUCGGGCGGCGGUGCGAUAUGGAGUUCUCAAAUGUUACAUUCUCAACUGUUUACAUGAUUUGUCAUGCAAAAUUGCAAUCAGAAUUGACACGAUCAAGCUCGUCACCCCCCCGGGGAGGGGAUCCUUGACCUGUGGCGCUGGGUGCGGGUGUCCACUACAUGAUGAUGAUCAUGAUGAAGCUGCCCCGCAUGACAAACUCCCGAAGAGCCAAACAGGCUGAGAAUCUGCGCCAAAUUUGUCAUGCGAGACGCGCAAGCUCCCUCCUUUCAUUUUUGCCAUUCUUGCAUCACAUAUUCAUGUAACAGUUGAGAAUGUAACAGUUGAGAACGCCAUAUGCGAUAUUUGGUCCGUCGGUUGCACCAUGAUCGAGAUGCUCAUCGCUGCCCACCCAUAUCAACUGCAAAAAUGUCUGGGUCUGGAACAAGAUAUAGAACUUGUCACGCUAAGCCUAAAUCUAAAUGAUGCAAAAAUCUGUGUUGCGUGAGUGCCAAAAGCUGUCCGUUUUUGACCAAGUUGAGAGGGAGUUUCUCAUGCAGGAAAGGCCUGAUAGAGACUUCAAGGAGUCUGUUAUGCUGGGUCUCGCAUUCCAGACCUCAUGGGUCAUGGAACACCUGCAUCACAAAUCUUGCAUUCUUCCAGACCCAGACACUUUUACAUUUGAUAACCCAUGGAGCCUCCACCCGAAAGCGAGCAGCUGGAGUAUGGAGUUCUCAAGUGUUACUACAUUCUCUACUGUUACAUGAAUUUGUAAUGCAAGAAUGGCAUCAAAGUGAAAGUCAAAGAAGGGAGGUCGGAUCUAUAGCAUAUACAAAUUCCACCGCACAGAUUUCGGUGCUGCUAUAGCCUAUUUCCAAAAUUUGUCAUGCGAGGUAGCUUGCUCGACGUGUGGAUGUUGAUGCUCAGUCUGCAUGACAAAUCUUGUAAAAUAAACAGCUGAGAAUGUAACGCUUGAGAGUCGUCGCAUAUGGAGCAUCGCGGAAGCUCUACAGUUAUCCUGUGCAAAAGCAUCGUACUCGUAGUAAUCGCAGUCAUGCUCAUGCAUUACAAAUCUGCAUCCUAAGGUAAAUCAGCAUGACAAAUUCCUUUUGUUCUCAUGCUGAGCUAGUAGUUUGUCAUGCGAUUUAUACUAGUACGAUACUUUUGCAGUACAUAACAGUACAUCGUUUCCAGUGCAGAGAUGCCGCCUUUUGCAGGAAUCGAAGCGCUCAGCAACACAACUACUCCACCUCCUGCAGAAAAGUCUUCAGCUAAUACAACAGCUGCGAGCCUGGUUGCCGUGGAGUUUCUUCAAAAAUGCCUCCAGAGGGACCAUAUGCAUCGCAAAAGUGUCGCAUUCGUAUUGCAGUCAUGCAUUGCAAAUCUUUUUUUUAAGGUGAGUCUGAGUCAGCGUUACAAAUUUUAUUUCUCACGCAGAGGAAAUUUGUAAUAAAUCUAAAUGCAUUUAUACAAGUGCGAUACUGUUUUGCAAUUCAUAGACCAUAAGCUCCGGCCGUAUGCGGAGGACCUGUUGCUGCACUCCGACUUCCUGAAUAUGAAUUUGAAAUCAUAAUCAACAGGAGAACUUCUUGUAGUAGCAGAAGCGCAACAUGGUAACUACAAGAACUUUUGAGCUGCCAAAAGCAAAAGGUGUCUCUUUUGACCAGACUUCUGAUACUACUUCUUAACUAGCAGCAGCAGCAUUCUUCUCUUUGGACGAGAAGUGGGAAUUGGCUUUCCCGCUUGAAGAUCACGACCACGGGGGUCGCGGAAGAUGAUUUUCUGAUUCUGUAUCGUAAGAAAAAUAUGUUUCGCUGUGAAAUUGUAAUGCAGAACAUGUAUCCCGCUCCCGCAGAAGUAUUUGCCUUGCUACAUAUGGUGCAAGACCAUGAGCUUUUAGGCUUAUUUUCCCUUGGAAAGCUCGCAUGGCAAUUUCUUUUUGUGAAGAUGUAGAGCAAACUUGUGAAGAUGCAAAACUUGCAAAAUCUCCUCAGAGAAACACUUUCUUCGUAUGAUAAUGAUAUUCAUAUUCUACAGAACAAGAACUCCAAGAAUCUGGCUCUGGUACAACUGCAAGCAAAUGCUGUAUAGAUUUGUACCCUGCUAACAAGGAUCCUGAUAUUGAUUGUGCUGGUUCCUGAAAAGUAUCAGGAAGCAUGUGAGUCGGCUGUACAUGAUGUAAACAAGUCACAAGCCCCUGGUAGAAAGUGAUGAGGACCUCCCGGGCCGCGCUCUGUUCGCUGCUUCAUGCCCGAUAAGUUUUAGAUCUUCAAGAUUUGUCGGUUCUUCUUAGUGAUCGAUUUCUUGUCCAUCAUCUGGCGCAUUAUAAGAAAGGAAGAAGCUGCAUGGCGCUACUUCCCCAGAGCAGCUGCAGCCACGACCGGUGAUGAUGAGGCCGGAUCGUCGCACGAGCAGGAGGACACAGCGACCACAGCGACAACAAGACCUCUCGCCCUAACUUGUACGCUGACUGAGCAGCAGGACUCCGUGGGACUGCCUCAGUUUGUUAGUUUUGUCUAUCUAUUAUUGACUCCUAGAGCUGCGGGAGAACAUGCAUACUACUGUUGGUGGGCUCGUCCACCAGAUGACAAAAGCGCAUCAGCAGCUUUAGUGUUGUCGUCUCACUUAUCCCGAAGUAGAUGAAGAACUACAAAUAGGAGCACUGCGUCACAAUUUUGUAUACCGGCCAGCUGUGUGCCGUCGCUUUCAUCUUGCGGCGCCGCACAACGAGGUCGGCCAACUUCAGCUUUACGAAUCGACUCCUUUCACAGAGCAGAUCGGGAGUUGCAGUCUCACCCGAAAAUAAUGUAUAAAAAUGAUCCCGAAUAAAGUAGGUAGAAGCAUCUACUAACCUGUAUGCUCGGACUGUGCUGUCUUUAAUUUGAAGAGGUGAAGUAAAAUUAUGUCUCUAUCCGGCAAGGACAAGGAGAAGCUCCUCAAAUAAU
Amoebophrya sp. A120 is the source of this 6851-nucleotide messenger RNA. NCBI's taxonomy places the organism in Eukaryota, Dinophyceae, Syndiniales, Amoebophryaceae. The record is from the annotation of a GenBank genome assembly.